AUGGCGCCUUCCAAGCACCGCCGCGACGAGGAGCGCAAGCCGCUGCUGCAGGGCGUGACCGUCCUACACGAUGGCGGCGCCACGUCCGACAAGUCCAGCGGCACGUGGAUGCCCGUGGACGCGCCCGGCCUGGGCGACCGCUACCCGUCGCAGCUGAGCGGCUGCUGGGGCAACGUCUUCUUCUCGUGGGUCACGCCGCUCAUGAAGCUGGGCAACGAGCGCCCGCUCGAGAGCGACGACCUGUUCCAGCUCGACCCGCACAACCGCGCGACCAACGUGUCGCGCCAGUUCGGCGCCGCCUGGGAGCAGCAGAAGCAGAGCGGCAAGCCUAGCCUCGUGUGGGCGCUGGGCAAGGCCUUCGGCUUCAAGUUCGUGGUGGCGGGCUUCCUCAAGCUCAUCCACGACUCGCUGCAGUUCGUGGGCCCCAUGAUCAUCAAGGACAUCAUCGCGUACCUGAGCGACCCGACGGCGCCGCUGUCUGAGGGCCUCACUUACGCCGGCGUCAUCUUCGUGUCGGGCGUCGUGCAGUCCUUCGCGCUGCGCCAGUACUUCUUCUACUGCUACGAGACGGGCAUGCAGUUCCGCAGCGCCAUCGUCACGGCCGUGUUCGAGAAGUCCAUGGUGCUGUCGGCGGCCGCGCGCCAGCAGCGCACGUCGGGCGAGAUCACUAACCUCAUGUCCAUCGACGCGCAGCGGCUGCAGGACAUGACGCCGUACCUGCACGCCGUGUGGUACGCGGCCUUCCAGAUCAUCGUGUCGUGCUUCCUGCUGUGGCAGCAGAUCGGCGUGGCGACGUUCGCCGGUGUGGCCGUGAUCCUGCUGGUGAUCCCGUUGAUGACCUUCAUCUCCAAGGCCAUGCGCAAGCUGCAGCAGCGCCUGAUGGAGGUCAAGGACGAGCGUAUCAAGAUCUGCGUCGAGGUGCUGUCCGGCAUCAAGGUUGUCAAGCUCAAGGCGUGGGAGAACUCGUUCGGCCAGCGCGUCAUGAAGUUCCGCGACGAGGAGCUGGCGCGCCUCAGGACGUACGUGUUCGCGCGCAGUACGUCCAACACGCUGUUCAGCUUUGUGCCAUCGCUGGUGACUGUGGUGUCUUUCAGUGCGUACGUGCUCCUGGGUCACACGCUGGACGUCGGCACGGCGUUGACGAGUCUGGCGCUGUUCAACAUCCUGCGUUUCCCGCUGUUCAUGCUGCCGCAGGUGCUGAACAACGUCGUGGAGGCGAGCGUGAGUUUCGACCGUCUGCGCAGCUACUUCCUGGCCGAGGAGCGCAUCAAGGUGGGCGAGGGCGACUUGACGGAGGUCGGUAUCUCCGUGCAGGGUGCCGACUUCAAGUGGGACGCUGCCCCUCCGGCUGAGGGUGACAACAAGAAGGAGAAGGAGGAGGAGAAGGAAGCGCUGGUGACUCCCGUCGCCGAGGACCCCACGCUCCGCCACAUCGACUUUUCGGCCAAGAAGGGCGAGCUACACGCUAUCGUGGGUCAUGUUGGCAGUGGCAAGUCGACGCUGCUGGCUGGAAUCCUUGGCGAUGCUCGCUGCAGUGCCGGCACGGUGGCGCUUCGUGGCAAGGUGGCGUACGUCUCGCAGCAGCCGUUCAUUCAGAACGCGACGGUGCGCGAUAACAUCACAUUCGGUCUUCCGUUCAACGCCGGAAAGUACGAGGAGGCUCUGCGUGGUAUCAACCUGAGUGGUGGCCAGCGCACGCGUGUUGCCAUUGCUCGUGCUGUAUACCAGGACGCUGAUAUCUACCUGCUCGAUGACAUUCUGUCGGCGGUGGACAGUCACGUGGGUGCCGACAUCUUCAACGAGUGCAUCAAGAAGACGCUGAAGGACAAGCUGGUGGUGCUGGUGACGCACUCGCUGAGCUUCGUCAACCAGUGCGACCAGAUCGCUGUGAUUGCCGACGGAAGAAUUGCCGAGCACGGCUCAUACAAGAAGCUGAUGGCGAAGAAGAACGUAUUGGCUCAGAUGGUGUCGAACUACGUGGAGAGCCACAAGGAUGAGGAGGACGAGGAGAACACUACGUCGGCUGAGUCGGUGGAGGACGAAUUGGCUGACUCAAGCGACGACGAGAGGAUGUCGACUGAGGGCCGCAUGCACCGCCGUUCUCGUGUGUCGUCUACGAGGAGCGACGACAGCCAGGCGUUUGAAGAGGAAGGCCAGUUAAUGGUGGAGGAGGACCGGUCGGUUGGCGAUGUGUCUUGGUCUGUCUAUCGCGUGUGGAUUAGUGCGUUCGGUGGCAUGUGCGCCGCGUUCCUGGUCGUGUUGGGUUUCUUUGCCGCACAAGGUUUGACCCUGCUGGCAACCGUGUGGAUUUCGUACUGGUCGGAGGAAGCGUCGAAGUACCCGGACUCGCAGAUGUACUAUGUGUACGUGUACAUGCUGAUCAACCUGGCGUACGCGGUGCUGCUGUUCAUCCGCGUGGUUCUGCUGUACCUGGGCUCCCUCCACGCGAGUCGCCUGCUCUUCAACAAGCUGCUUAACCAGAUUCUGCGCGCGCCUACCUCGUUCUUCGAUACGACGCCGCUGGGCCGCAUUGUGAACCGCAUGUCGAAAGACAUUUACACACUGGAUGAAGCCAUCCCUGGCACGGUCGUGGGUCUUCUGAACACUAUGGUGUCCGUCGUCAUCACACUGGUCACGAUUUCGUACGUUACUCCGAUGUUCAUGGUGAUUCUUGCCCCCGUCCUGGCUGGAUACUACUGCUCGCAGCGGUACUUCAUCAAGACUUCUCGUGAGCUGCAGCGAUUGGACUCCAUCAGCCGUUCCCCUAUAUUCGCCCUGCUUUCCGAGACUCUGGAUGGCCUCUCAACGAUUCGUGCUUUCGGCGUAGAGAGCAGCUUCAUCGGCCACAACAACUACCUUCUGGACAAGAACCAGCGUGCGUAUUUCCUCAACUUCACCAUCAACUGCUGGCUGGCGCUGCGCCUCGAGUUUGUCGGCACGUGCAUCGCGGCCGCUGCUGCCUUUGCCGCGGUCAUUGCCCACGGCACAAACGCUGCGGAGGGCACGGCUUUCGCUGGCAUUGUUGGUGUCGCACUCACGUACGCGUUCACUAUCACGCAGCCCUUGAACUGGACCGUGCGCAUGCUCAGCCAGUUGCAGACGCAGAUGGUAUCCGUGGAGCGCAUCCAGACCUACACUGAUAUGCCGACUGAAGCGGCCCUAGAGAGCACCGCCGCUCAGAAGCCAGCCUUGGAGUGGCCUACUGCCGGUGCCAUCAGCUUCAACCGUGUGGACCUCCGCUACCGUCCUGGCCUCCCGCGUGUGCUUCGUGGACUAACGUUCAGCGUGAACCCCAAGGAGAAGAUCGGCAUCGUCGGUCGUACGGGCGCUGGCAAGAGCAGUCUGAUCGUGGGUCUCAUGCGACUCGUGGAGCUUGACGCGGGCUCCAUCACGAUCGAUGGCGUCAAUAUCAGCAAGAUUGGCCUGCAUGACCUCCGCGCCAACAUCGCCAUCAUCCCGCAGGACCCCGUGCUGUUCUCAGGCACGGUGCGCUCGAAUCUGGACCCGUUCAACCAGUUUUCGGACGACCAGAUCUGGACUUCCAUCAAGCGCGCGUCGCUGCAGAAGGCGGUCACGUCGCUGGACGACGUCGUGGACGAGAAGGGCUCGAACUUCAGCGUGGGCGAGCGUCAGCUGCUGUCCAUCGCUCGUGCGCUGCUGAAGCGCUCGAAGGUGAUUCUGAUGGACGAGGCCACAGCGUCGAUCGACCCGGAGACGGACCGUCAGAUCCAGCAGAGCAUCCGCGAGGAGUUCCGCGACUGCACCACGCUCACGAUCGCGCACCGCAUCAACACGAUCCUGGACUCGGACCGCAUUCUGGUGAUGGAGAAGGGCUCGGUGGCCGAGUUCGGCUCGCCCGCGGAGCUGCAACGCAAGACUGACGGCAUCUUCAAGUCGCUCGUGGACGCCUGGCGCCAGAGUAGCGAGAAGUGA
Messenger RNA from Phytophthora sojae, 3933 nucleotides. RefSeq names its product multidrug resistance protein ABC superfamily. The coding region runs from base 1 to 3933 and encodes 1310 amino acids. Gene Ontology annotation, cellular component: membrane. Gene Ontology annotation, biological process: transmembrane transport. Gene Ontology annotation, molecular function: ABC-type transporter activity; ATP hydrolysis activity; ATP binding. The record is from RefSeq and is a predicted model, not a curated record. The transcript is spliced from 2 exons. NCBI's taxonomy places the organism in Eukaryota, Oomycota, Peronosporomycetes, Peronosporales, Peronosporaceae.